Zootermopsis nevadensis is the source of this 1328-nucleotide messenger RNA. RefSeq names its product Poly(ADP-ribose) polymerase 16. Gene Ontology annotation, molecular function: NAD+ poly-ADP-ribosyltransferase activity. The record is from RefSeq and is a predicted model, not a curated record. Lineage: Eukaryota; Metazoa; Arthropoda; Insecta; Blattodea; Termopsidae.
AAGUGGCCGGUCUCCCGCAGUUCCUGAACCGGUAUCAAGGGUGACGAUCCAGCCAGUCGUGAUUAGAAGAAACUGACGUCACGACCCACAGAUGACAGACCAUCGGUGGCUGGAGUUGUGGUUGGCAGCACUGCCGUUCCCACGGUACAGGGCGGGUCGGCGGUCCAGUUUAUAACCCCGGGGUGACACGGGUUGGUCACGCAGGCAGCUCAAAGGGGGGAAACACUGUUCAAGCAAUGCAAGGAGAUAGAAGUAAAGUACUAACAGAUCCAUCAACAACAAGCCAUCAAGCAGUUGAUGGCAUCAAUGUCACAACUGAGUCUUCUAAUGUUAGGGAUAAGAAAGUCAUUACAUUACGAAAUCUUCUACAGGCAGAUCCUCAAGCGGCUGAUGUUAAAUUCAGUUUGUUUGUUGCUGCUUGUCAGAGUUACAGAUAUGACUCUUGUUUGAAACCAUUUCCACCACAGUUCAUCAGAGAUGGCGUUAAAGAUAUCGAUGCUCUGCGUGAGGUUGUCGACAGGAUACCAGCUUUGGUGCUGCUGUUGAAGCAGUAUCUCUGUGAUGCCAACACAUGUCAGGCAAAUCCACAGGUGAUAGAUCUGCUCUACUGGGUUCUGGUUCAACUUAAAGACAUCUGCGUGAAGUCAGUGCCAAGAUGCGAGUUUGACAAAAUUAUGGAGUACGUGCGCUGCGAGACGGCAGCCCCCGCACCAAACCUCAUCUUCCAACUGGUCGGUAACCCUCGUGGCACCAGCGAGAUGCGGUGGCAGGAGGUUUCCGGAGGACACAAGACCCUGUACGCAUUUCAUGGCAGUCGCCUUGACAACUUCCACUCCAUUCUGCACUACGGCCUGCAACAGCAUCUGAACAAGAAUUCGUUGUUUGGUCACGGAAUUUACCUCUCCAGUGAACUGAGUGUGAGCCUGCCAUAUAGUCCCAUGGGAUAUGGCUGGGGGCGGAGCAAUGUUGGCAGCGAAAUGAGCUGUGUGGCCCUCUGUGAGGUUGUCAACCACCCAGAUGUCAAAUGUCAGGAUAAAGAGUCAGAUAAGUCCCGAUCCAUAGCCACAGACAGUAUAGGGGGUGAAGUGCCGAAGAAGUACUAUGUUGCCCUCAACAGUGAUCUCGUGAAAGUGCGCUACUUGCUAGUGUACAGCAAGCAGUCUCAAUGGGAUGACUCCAUAGUAUCCACGUCAUGGCUGGGGUGGGUGAGGCGCCACAAGCUGGUCAUCUUCAUCCUAAGCUAUGUGGUGUUACUCAUCUCUGUGGGGCUCUCCAACAACCAUCUGGUAGACAAUGACAGAGAGCACUUUGUGCGGUACACGCAGUAA